AUGGCUUCCUACACUGGGCCCUGGAAAGAAACCCAUGGGGACUUUUUGCUAGUAGUAUGUGGUUCGACGCGUUAUGCACCUUUCUUGGCAGGAUGGCAAGAAUUCAAAGACCAUCUUCGAAAAGUGGUCAAGGAGCAACCAGGAUGGGCGAAUGUGUUCUCGAAUCCUAGUCAGCGAAGGGGAGAAAUGCAAGGAUGGUGUCGAUUACGAGACCAAGAGGACGCAGAUGCAGCGUAUAAGGUCUUCUAUAGGUCAAAAGGCAUGCUAGUACACGUGUGGGAGACUUGCCGCAGCACGGACGGGUAUCGGUUGAUGAGAUGCAACUGUUCUGCGCACUUCCCGGAAGUCCCUGAAGGUGAUCACUCGGUCGGGCGAUGCGGGAUCGACAUUGGGAGGGUGAACCAGCUUGGUGGGAAGACACGGGCAAUGUCCACAACGGCCUAUAUGCCACCCCCAACCUAUCAUCCAUACGCGAUGUACCCGACCACCCAAGCCUACCCAUCUAUAUCGCCUUAUGCAGUCCAGGCGCCACAGGCCCCUGUCUACUCAACAAGCACCAAUGGAAUGCCAGUCAAUGUCCGCGGCGGAGCUGUAUUGACAGAAGCCCGUGGCAUCUUCAUUCGCAAUCUGAGUUACAAGGCGACGUCGGAUGACCUCAACAAGCUGCUGUAUACUGUGGGUAUCCCAGUCGAUUCUCAGCUCCUACGAGACCCAAGGACGGGAGUGUUCAAGGGAUUGGCAACUGCCAGGUUCGGGUCCAAGGAGGAAGCACAGUAUGCGGCCUCGUAUCUGAACGGUAGAGAGCACAUGGGCAUGACCAUCCACGUUCGCAUGGACACUGACACCACAAUUGUGGGGAGAGCUGAGCCCAUGGUUGUAAAUGGGUCCUACACGGUUAGUGGACUGGAGCAUCACAGGGAUAUUGUCUCUGACAUAGUGCAGUUCUAG
Molecule: messenger RNA, 948 nt
Organism: Plenodomus lingam JN3
Lineage: Eukaryota; Fungi; Ascomycota; Dothideomycetes; Pleosporales; Leptosphaeriaceae
Cellular component (GO): nucleus; ribonucleoprotein complex; cytoplasm
Molecular function (GO): mRNA binding
Source: RefSeq, a predicted model, not a curated record